This is a messenger RNA of Ectocarpus siliculosus, 420 nucleotides long. The record is from the annotation of a GenBank genome assembly. Lineage: Eukaryota; Phaeophyceae; Ectocarpales; Ectocarpaceae.
AUGGCGCCAACACCGAGAUCAAGGGCUUCCCGGGUGGUUGCAGUGGCUCUCGUGGCUUCUCUAAGCGUUCAGGUAUGUGUGGCGUUUUUGGCGGCUGCUCCGGCGUUGGCUCGGGGAGGAGAGUGGGCGCGGUUGGGUCGAAGCGGCGGCUCCGCUUCUGCGAGCAGCACACGGGUCGAGAUGGUGGCUGCCGAGGCGGCCGCGGGGCAGAAGCAGCUUGAAACGCUCAAGUUCCUAACACCUGAGACGGCGCGCGCGACGAAGGCGGCCGUGGGGACCCCGGCUUACGUGUACGACGCGGCGAGCCUGAAGGCCAACGCGGAGGCGUGCCUGGCGUUCCCGAACGCUUACGGCCUAACGGUGCGCUACGCCAUGAAGAGCCUCCCCAACAAGGCGGUGCUGCAGCUGUUCCAAGGGUGA